CAUUGCAGCUUUGAGAAACAACAGCCAUGGCUAACUCCUUCAACUUUCUCCUUGCGGCUUCCCUCUUCCUUACGGCUCUCAUCAUCUCCUCCUCCCCUGUCGAAGCAGGCGGCGACCUAAGCCUGAACUGGGUCCUGACUAAGGGUCGCUGCGAGGGUUCAAUGGCCGACUGCAUGGGCUAUGAUGAUGAAUUCUUGAUGCACUCAGAGAUCAGCCGCCGGAUACUGCAGACAACAACAACUUACAUAAGCUACGGAGCUCUGCAGAGGAACACAGUACCCUGCUCUCAGAGAGGAGCGUCUUACUACAACUGCCAGCCGGGGGCUCAGGCUAACCCUUACACUCGAGGUUGCAGUGCCAUUACCCAAUGCCGUAGUUAAGGUUGUUCUGUUCUGUUCUGUUCUGUACUGUCCUGUCCUGGUUUGUCAUCUUAUUUCUUAUGUAUAGAAAUAAAGUGGAUUUAUUAGAAUAUAUUACCAUGUCUGGG
Molecule: messenger RNA, 487 nt
Organism: Rubroshorea leprosula
Lineage: Eukaryota; Viridiplantae; Streptophyta; Magnoliopsida; Malvales; Dipterocarpaceae
Source: the annotation of a GenBank genome assembly